Ectocarpus sp. CCAP 1310/34 is the source of this 1035-nucleotide messenger RNA. The record is from the annotation of a GenBank genome assembly. NCBI's taxonomy places the organism in Eukaryota, Phaeophyceae, Ectocarpales, Ectocarpaceae.
AUGGGUGCUCUCACGCUUUCUACGCCUUUUUCGGGGGGAGCUUGUGUUUACGCUACACAUGACGAGGCGCCGGAGUCUUCGUUUCACCUCAAGUAUGCCGGCACUUCGGACAUUUCUUUGGGACCGAAACCUGCUCUCAUGGAAGGCAACCUCGUCCGUUCUUCAGGUUGUGCUGAAUUGGAGCCAGUUUUAGAUCAAUAUUUGGCGGCUGGGCUUAUUCAGCAUUCCACCUCUCCGUGGGCCUCUCCUUUUGUGGUCAUCCCCAAGAAGGAUGGCUCGGUUUGCAUCACCGUCAACUACAAGCGCCUUAAUGCACUGGUGGAUUUAGACGGACAGCCUCUUCCGCGCGUGGACGGCAUUUUGGACUCUUUGUAUACAGGGAAGGUAUUUUCCAUCUUUGAUCUCAACUCUGCCUUUCACCAAAUUGUGUGCGACGAGGAGACCGUGCCUCUCACAGCCUUUGGCACGCCUGCACAGCUCUUUGAGUGGCUGCGAAUGCCGCAAGGAGCUAACGCGAGUCUUUCGUGGUUCGUGAAGGUCAUGAACCGUGUGGAACCAUUGGAGCAUGUGCGUAACAUUAUUGAGUUUUUCAGAUGCCUACGAAAGUACAACCUCAAGCUGUCUCCAGGGAAGGCCCGUGUCGGAGCUACUCACGCCAAUUUCCUGGGCCACACCAUCUCCCCAGCCGGCGUUAGUCCGGAUGGCGACAAGGUCCGGGCGCUCACGAAGAUGGCACCGCCGGCGAAUGUCAAGCAACUUCGGAGUCUCUUGGGCGGUUUAAGCAACUACGGGAAAUUUCUGAAGAAUCUUGCCACCAAGGUAAGGCCGCUCAACGCUCUCCUCAAACAAGGCGUUCAGUUAAAGUACACCCCGAGCAUGGUCACGAUGGUUAAAUCGCUGCUCCACGACCUUUCCCGCCCCCCGAUUUUGGUUUUCCCUGAUUGGGAUGCGGCUGAAGACAACAGUCGCUCUCUUCGUUUGUGCUCAGAUGCCUAUUCAGACGGGUUUGGCGCUUCUCUAGAGCAAGAACAGUAA